AGAUGGCGGAGCGACGCGAGCGGCACGGGAUGCGCUCGCCCGAUAUCGGAGCAAAGUUCUUUCUAUGAUGUGCGAAUGAUUUGGAUCCACGUAUGGGACAACCCUUCUUAAAGUGGACAUUUGAAGGGGAAGCUGUUGUGAGUGACCGCAGUGGAGUCUCCUCUGAUUCAACAUGACAGCAGUGGAAAGCGUCGGCUCUUUGUCCUGUCACCUCUCAUGGCUGCUUCAAGAGCUCGCCUGUGUCUUUUUGUCAUCCAGCGCUCUGAUAAUGAACAGCUGCUAGAAAACUUUCCCCACACCUCCUCUGCUCAACCAAAUUUAUGAAGCACCGAAAGGUUCAACACCAAAGGAGUACCGUUCAAACACACAAGCCAUCUUUUCCCGUGAUGUCUUCAGUGGCUUAUGCGUAGGGUUAUUUUAUGGACGUGCGGAACAAGAUACGCAACAGGACAAGCGGCGAAACCGUCGCUGGCUAUGGGGACCAUGGUGACCUAGAAUUAGCUGUCGUUUUAUAGCAGGGCAACGUUAUUCCUGUCUAAUACACCCUCUUCUUUUCCGGAGCGGGCACUGCCCUCUCAUUCCCUACCACUCACUUGGCCAACGCAGCCAUGGCUGGAGUGAGAAAGUUGACACGAGCCCUCAGGCAUCAGGGUCUUCACCGCCUGAUCGUAGCGCUCAUACUUUUCUGCCUGCUCUCCAUGGUCUACCUAGCUUACCACGUCAGCGCUGGACCCAAAAUCAAGGAAGCUCCCCUGCCACUCCCAUUGGGGGACUGUGUUGCCACAUCAGUCAUUGGACAAAGAGCUCCGCUGUUUUCACCAUCCCAGGUCAGACACUCGGGUAGGACUGCCGAUAGCUCACGGACCGAGCCUGUGGUCCUGCUGUUUGUCGAGAGCAUCUACUCUCAACUCGGACAGGAGAUCGUCGCCAUUUUAGAGUCGAGUCGCUUUCACUACCGCACCGAAAUCGCACCCGGAAAGGGUGACAUGCCUCCCCUGACGUGGCGAGGCCGGGGGCGAUACACUCUCAUCGUCUACGAGAAUCUUCUCAAGUACGUCAACUUGGAUUCUUGGAACCGUCAGUUGCUGGAUAAGUACUGCCAGGACUAUGGAGUUGGAAUCAUUGGGUUUUACCGCGCAAAUGAAAACUCGCCAUCCAGCGCUCAACUAAGAGGCUUUCCUCUCUUCCUGCGUUCAAACCUGCCACUUUGGGACUACAGAGUCAACCCCGCCGCACCGCUGCUCUACAUCACCAAGCCCAAUGAGCUAGAACCGGGCCCUUUGCCUGCAGAUAACUGGACUAUUUUCUUAUCCAACCACAGCACCUAUGAGCCGGUUCUGUUAGCAAGCCCCAGACCAACAGAACUGAAUCAACUUCCAACACAUUCUCACCAACAGAGGGCGCUGCUGGCUACGGUCAUACAGGACCUGGGCCUUCAUGAUGGGAUCCCACGGGUGUUCUUUGGUGGAAGCUUGUCUUUCUGGUUGCACAAGCUGCUGUUUGUGGAUGCUGUUGGGUAUUUAACCGGCAGGCGGCUGAGUUUGUCAUUGGACAGAUUUUUACUGGUGGAUGUGGAUGAUAUCUUUGUUGGGAAGGAGGGGACGCGCAUGAAAGUGGCAGAUGUGGAGGCGCUACUUCACACACAGAACAAACUCCGUUCUCUGGUUCCUAAUUUCACCUUCAACCUGGGAUUCUCCGGAAAGUUUUUCCAUACAGGUACUGACGAGGAAGAUGAAGGAGACGACACUCUGCUCAGACACAGGCAGGAGUUCUGGUGGUUUCCUCACAUGUGGAGUCACAUGCAGCCUCACCUCUUCCACAACGUCAGCGUGCUGGCAGAACAGAUGAGACUCAACAAGCAGUUUGCACAUGAACAUGGGGUCCCCACCGACAUGGGUUACGCUGUAGCCCCCCAUCACUCGGGUGUUUAUCCUGUGCAUAGUCAGCUAUAUGAGGCUUGGAAGAGCGUGUGGGGCAUCAAGGUGACCAGCACCGAAGAAUAUCCUCAUCUCAGACCCGCUCGCUACCGCAGAGGCUUCAUACACAAUGGCAUACAGGUUCUUCCUCGGCAGACGUGUGGGCUGUUCACGCACACCAUCUUCUAUAAAGAUUACCCAGGAGGCCCUCAGGAGCUGGACAAAAGCAUCCGGGGUGGAGAGCUGUUUCUUACUGUGCUUCUUAAUCCGGUCAGCAUAUUCAUGACUCACCUGUCAAACUACGGCAAUGACCGGCUGGGCCUGUACACCUUUGAGUCAUUGGUGAGGUUUGUGCAAUGCUGGACUCACCUGCGCCUGCAGACGUUGCCUCCCGUCCGACUCGCUCAAAAAUACUUCCAGAUUUUCCCUGACGAGAGAGACCCCUUGUGGCAGAAUCCAUGUCAUGACAAGAGACACAAAGACAUUUGGUCCAAGGAGAAGACCUGUGACAGACUGCCAAAGUUUUUAGUGAUUGGCCCUCAGAAGACAGGAAGUACUGCACUCCACUCCUUUCUCACCCUCCACCCUGCCAUUACCAGCAGUUUUCCCAGCACGGUUACCUUUGAAGAGGUGCAGUUCUUCAGCGGACCAUACUACCAGCGUGGCAUUGACUGGUAUAUGGAUUUUUUCCCCGUCCCCUCGAAUGCCAGUACAGACUUCCUGUUUGAGAAAAGCGCAAAUUACUUUGACACUGAGACUGUCCCAAAGAGAGCAGCCGCCCUGUUGCCAAGAGCCAAAAUCAUCACUAUACUCAUAAACCCUGCUGACCGGGCACACUCAUGGUACCAGCAUCAGAGGGCUCAUCAGGACCCUGUGGCUCUAAACUAUACAUUUCAUGAGGUGAUCACUGCAGGUCCCUCAUCACCCGCCGCUCUGCUGUCGCUGCAUCUCCGCUGUCUGCAGCCCGGGGCUUACAGCAGCCAUCUGGAGCGCUGGCUGCACCAUUACCAACCCAGUCAGCUGCUGAUGGUGGACGGCGUGCAGUUACGCUCCAGUCCUGCUCACGUGAUGGAUGAGAUCCAGAAGUUCCUGGGAGUUACACCUUAUUACAACUACACUCAAGCUCUGAUGUUUGAUGAGGGUAAAGGUUUCUGGUGUCAGAAAGUGGAGGCGGGCCGCUCUCACUGUCUGGGAAAAAGUAAAGGAAGGAAAUAUCCAGAAAUGAACCCUGAGUCGAGGGUGUUUCUGUCCGAGUAUUACCGCGAGCACAAUGUGGAGUUGCUCAGGCUGUUGAAACAUCUCGGGCAGCCGCUGCCCGUCUGGCUCAGAGACGAGCUGCACAAUGCCAGCUGGAGCUGAUGAGAAGCUACACGAGGAGAAGCACGCUGGGGAACUUAAGGCCUGUGAGUGCGGCAAGAGUGAGAACAGGAUAACUGAACCUCUCGCCCUACAUGCGCCGCACCGGCUCGGAAAUACGGGCCAAUCACGCUCAGUCCACAGAAGAUCAAACCAAGCCCUCGGUGAUGAGGUCGACCUCUUUAUGGAAACUUGUAGUGUACAUUCGUGGAAUCAUGGAAAUAAAUGAGAGCUUCCAGAGAUGUUGACUGGCUGUUUUAAAACACAAAUAGUCCUCUGAGACAUGGCACAAACCUCCAGGACAUUAUGAACAUUCAGUGGACAUGUCUAUGAAUGAGGGUCUGGCAGAGAUUUAUUUAAAUUUUAUUCUUAAAAGUGUUCAAUUCUGCCAAGCAGAAGUAUUUAAAUGUGUCUUAUCAUUUUUGCUGCCUUUAUCUUUAAGAACCGUGCUGUUUAAAUUAUUUCUGUUUGAGACGUCAACAUUGUACAGGCCAAGAAACACAUGUAAAAAUGUAUUUUUAAUGAACUAAGCCAAUGUUUUUUUUUCAAAGAAAUGUCAAAUUUAUUUAAGAUGAUUUAUGAUUUGCAUAUCGCUGACCACAUUUUGUGAUGCAACCAUGCAAAGACUGGUAGGCAGUAUCAUUGGUAUCUUUACACAAACAUGUCAUAAAUUAAAGCAACGUCACAAAAGCUCAUUUCAGAUAGCAUCCUGUCUAGAAGGUAACUCACUAUCUUUUGAAACAGAACUAAUAUUUGUGCAGUCUCAAAACUGUUUAUCUGUGCCAAACCAAACUGCACAUUAAGAGAAUCAAAUGUUUCGAUCAAAAUCGCCAUAUGCCGCAGACUUUCAUCUCCAAUGAGUGAAUGUGUUUUGUGUGUGUGUAACAGUUUGUUUAAAAAAGUCUCAACUUGAUUUCACAAUAAUGUGAUCUGAAGUAUGGAGUUCAUCUUGGGAAAUAAAGGCACAAAAUGAAGAA
Messenger RNA from Triplophysa rosa, 4249 nucleotides. It is a transcript of the gene ndst2b, whose product is annotated as N-deacetylase/N-sulfotransferase (heparan glucosaminyl) 2b. The record is from RefSeq and is a predicted model, not a curated record. Gene Ontology annotation, molecular function: heparan sulfate N-sulfotransferase activity; deacetylase activity. Gene Ontology annotation, cellular component: Golgi apparatus. The coding region runs from base 609 to 3275 and encodes 888 amino acids. The transcript has 15 exons. NCBI's taxonomy places the organism in Eukaryota, Metazoa, Chordata, Actinopteri, Cypriniformes, Nemacheilidae.